GUUGACUAUGAUUAUUCACCUGAGUUUGGGAGUUAACUUUUAACAACUUGAGUAGCUAUAAAUAGAAGCAAUCAAGACUAUGGCGUCCGGGAAAACAAACCCAGCAUUCUGCCGAGGAGAUCAUACCCAUGAAAUCCCCAUGGAACUUUUCAAACAAAAUCGUGCUAGACUGUGCGAGAGGUUGAAAGCUACUGGAAAAGUUCCAGAAAAAUCAUAUGUCCUGCUUCAGGGUGGGGUUGCUGAAACACGUAAUGACACAGAUCAUGAGCCUCUCUUUCGUCAAGAAUCAUUUUUUCAUUGGGCCUUUGGUGUGGAGGAGCCAGACUUUUAUGGUGCUAUUGAAGUAGAUACAGGAAAAGCUAUUUUGUUUCCACCUCAUUUGCCCGAAUCUUACGCAGUUUUGAUGGGAAAGCUUUUAACAGAAGACGAUUUCAAACACUUGUACUCAGUUGAUGAAGUUCAUUUUGCCAAUAAGAUUUCUAAUGUUUUGAAGGGAAAAGAUUCCUCUCUUCUAUUAACCCUGCAUGGUUUAAAUACAGACAGUGGCAAGUACAGCAAUGAAGCAGUUUUUGAAGGCAUUGCAGAAUUUAAUGUCAACAAUGAGAUUCUACAUCCAGAAAUCACUGAAUGCCGUGUCUUUAAAAGUAAUCUAGAACUUCAGGCUCUACGUUAUGCAAAUAAAAUCAGUAGUGAAGCUCAUAUUGAGGUGAUGAAGAAUGUCAGACCAGGAAUGUACGAGUACCAAGCAGAAAGCAUCUUUAAGCACUACUGUCACUUUACUGGAGGUCUACGCAUUCUGUCAUAUACCUGUAAUUGUGCAAGUGGACAUAAUGGCUCUGUCCUUCACUAUGGCCAUGCAGGUGCUCCAAAUACUAAAACAAUCGAAGAUGGAGAUAUGUGUUUGUUUGAUCUAGGUGCAGAGUAUUACUGCUACUGUUCAGACAUUACAUGUUCAUUCCCGGCCAAUGGAAAGUUUACCCAAGAUCAGAAAGCUAUUUAUGAGGCUGUUCUUGCUUCUAACCGGGCAGUAAUUGCUGCAGCAAAACCUGGUGUGUCUUGGGUUGAUAUGCACAAACUGGCCGAGCGAGUUCUCCUGGAGCACCUGGUCAAGCUUGGCAUCCUCCAGGGUGACCUUGACGAAAUGAUGAAGGUCAGGCUGCCAGCCGUGUUCAUGCCUCAUGGUCUAGGUCAUUUUCUGGGUAUUGACACACACGACUGUGGUGGUUACCCUCAGGGUGUUGAGAGAAUCAAUGAGCCAGGCCUGAGGUCCCUGCGUACAGCCAGAAUCCUCCAGCCUCGGAUGGUGAUAACAAUAGAGCCUGGCUGCUACUUCAUUGACCACUUACUGGAUGCUGCUAUAAAUGAUGAAAGACACAAGAAGUUUAUUGUGGAGGAGGUACUCAGAAGAUUUAGAAGGUUUGGAGGGGUGAGAAUUGAAGAUGACAUAGCUAUUACUGAGACGGGAGUGGAGAAUUUAACUUGUGUACCUCGCACUGUGGAGGAGAUAGAAAGGGUCAUGGCAGAGGGGAGACAACAGCACCAGCCACUGCCCCAGCACCAGAAACAUGAGGCAACAGAGCAGUAGUUAUCUGCUCCUGUAUGGCAGCCAUCACUGUGAUCUUUCAAAUGUGAUUAUAGAAGUCUUAAUCGUAAUGAAUUAGUAUUUAUAAUUUCAUUAAUGUAUUAGUAUAAUUAUGAUAUAUUUGUAAUAUGAUGUCUUAUUGCUUACUGUCAUAAACAGAUGUUUCUCAAAUAUUUCUAAUAUUGUUCUUUUUUUCUAUCAUUA
Physella acuta is the source of this 1786-nucleotide messenger RNA. Its product is annotated as xaa-Pro dipeptidase. Gene Ontology annotation, molecular function: metalloaminopeptidase activity; manganese ion binding. The record is from RefSeq and is a predicted model, not a curated record. Lineage: Eukaryota; Metazoa; Mollusca; Gastropoda; Physidae.